This is a messenger RNA of Gongylonema pulchrum, 312 nucleotides long. Lineage: Eukaryota; Metazoa; Nematoda; Chromadorea; Rhabditida; Gongylonematidae. The record is from the annotation of a GenBank genome assembly.
AUGGUGUAUGGAGGAGUACCAUUUGCCGCAUAUACUCACUUGCCAUGUGCUUCCGCCGCCACAAAUCCGGCAUCGGGCUUUGGAUAUUCACCAAUCCAUCCAAUGGCACCAAUGGGGAUGUUUCCUGGCAACUACCCAAAUGGAAUGAUAACGCGGAAAAAUCGACGAGAGCGAACCACUUUCAAUAGGCAUCAGCUUGAAAUCCUAGAAAAUUUAUUUGCUACAACACACUAUCCGGAUGUUUUUACCAGGGAGAAAAUUGCCGAACAAAUACAUCUGCAGGAGAGUCGAAUACAGCUCCUCAACGAAUAA